GACACGCAGCCCCACUCCUACGCGCUGUCACAGAGAGACCUUCGCAUGCUGGGACAGCGAACAACAGUCUCCAGACCGGAGCUGAACACUCACGCCUUUAAGAAAUGAACAGACGCUGACGGAUUUUUCAGAUUGAAGAUGACACCUCUAUAAACUACCGUCUCCACACUCACUAUUAUGUGGCGUCUUGAUUGAAUGUAAUUUUUUCACACCAAGGAAAAAGGCGAAAAAAAGACGCAACUCCUUCAUCGCCAAGUUUCGGCGCUUCGGUCACACUGGAGGGAGGCAACGAUGGCAGCCUCGGUGACAGCGACACUUGCUCUCCUGGCUCUCACCGUAGCAUCUGCCCUGGGCGCUGAGGUGGAGGAGAGACUAGUAAACCACUUGUUGUCUCCAGAGCGGUAUAAUAAGUUGAUCAGACCAGCGGUCAACAAAAGCCAGCAGGUGACCAUCUACAUCCAGGUGUCCCUCGCACAGCUUAUCAGUGUGAAUGAGAGGGAACAGAUCAUGACGACCAACUGCUGGCUCACUCAGGGGUGGCAUGACUACAGGUUAAUGUGGGACCCUGAGGAGUAUGAAGGCAUUAAAAAGAUUCGCCUGCCUUCCCAACACAUCUGGCUUCCAGACAUUGUCCUCUACAACAAUGCAGACGGGACCUACGAGGUGUCCUUCUACUCCAACGCCGUGAUCUCCAACAACGGCGAGGUGGCCUGGCUCCCGCCCGCCAUCUACAAGUCGGCGUGCAAGAUCGAGGUGCGCGACUUCCCCUUCGACCAGCAGAACUGCACGCUCAAGUUCCGCUCCUGGACGUACGACCGCACGGAGAUCGACCUCAUCCUGCUCAGCGACUUUGCCAGCCGCGACGACUUCAAGCCCAGCGGGGAGUGGGACAUCGUGGCGCUGCCUGGCCGCAAGAACGAGGACCCGUUCGAUGCCACCUACCUGGACAUCACAUACGACUUCAUCAUCAAGAGGAAGCCGCUGUUCUACACCAUCAACCUGAUCAUCCCCUGCGUCCUCAUCACCUCCCUGGCCAUCCUGGUGUUCUACCUGCCCUCCGACUGCGGGGAGAAGAUGACCCUGUGCAUCUCCGUCCUGCUGGCCCUCACCGUGUUCCUGCUUCUGAUCUCGAAGAUCGUCCCGCCCACCUCGCUGGCCGUGCCGCUGAUCGGCAAGUACCUGAUGUUCGCCAUGGUGCUGGUGACCUUCUCCAUCGUGACCAGCGUGUGCGUGCUGAACGUGCACCACCGCUCACCCAGCACGCACACCAUGCCCCCCUGGGUCAAACGCAUCUUCCUGUACCGCCUGCCCUCCUUCCUGUUUAUGCGGCGCCCGGGGAGCUCGAACAUCCGGGAGCGUUUCCGCCGGAAACACCAUCAGCGCUCGUACUACUCCGACCUCAAGCUGAGGGACGGGGCGGUGGCGGUGGCUGGGGCGGCGGCAGCGGCGGCGGCGGUGGCAGAGUCAUCGCCCUCGUCCUUCUUUGCGAACGAGGAGUCGGCACGACGCUACGGCUGGAGGAUCAGCGACAUGGCGGACAACACGGACUUCAGGAAGAGGAUGUCGGUCAAGUAUCACGCCGGCGUGGACGAGGCGGUGGACGGGGUGCGCUACGUCGCCGAGAAGAUGAAGAGUGAGGAUGACGAUGAAGGGAUCAUUGAAGACUGGAAGUACGUAGCCAUGGUGAUUGACAGGCUGUUCCUGUGGAUCUUCGUGUUGGUGUGUGUGACUGGCACCUUAGGCCUCUUUAUGCAGCCUCUCUUCCAGAGCUACAACACCCCCACAGUGGACGAGCUAGAACAGAACUGAACCCUAACCCUCCCCCCAUUCCUCCUCAACACUACUGACCCCCCCAACACUGAACAAACUGCUCCUCCCCGGCAGAUAAAGAACUGUGUAAAGGUUUUUAUGCACCGGCGCACACACACACCAACACCUGCUUUCUAACUCUUCUAGUGAUGCCCUUGGCUUCCACCCAUACUACUGCAUAUAGAGGAAAGAGAGGCCUCCAUCCUCAUCCUCCCCCUUUC
Molecule: messenger RNA, 2030 nt
Organism: Hypomesus transpacificus
Lineage: Eukaryota; Metazoa; Chordata; Actinopteri; Osmeriformes; Osmeridae
Product: neuronal acetylcholine receptor subunit beta-2-like
Exons: 6
Coding region: 292-1809 (505 amino acids)
Biological process (GO): chemical synaptic transmission; monoatomic ion transmembrane transport; nervous system process
Cellular component (GO): synapse; postsynaptic membrane; neuron projection
Molecular function (GO): acetylcholine-gated monoatomic cation-selective channel activity; transmembrane signaling receptor activity
Source: RefSeq, a predicted model, not a curated record